Molecule: messenger RNA, 2299 nt
Organism: Zonotrichia leucophrys gambelii
Lineage: Eukaryota; Metazoa; Chordata; Aves; Passeriformes; Passerellidae
Product: zinc-binding protein A33-like
Exons: 7
Coding region: 118-1401 (427 amino acids)
Biological process (GO): protein ubiquitination
Cellular component (GO): cytoplasm
Molecular function (GO): ubiquitin protein ligase activity; protein binding; metal ion binding
Source: RefSeq, a predicted model, not a curated record
CAGUCCGCUGGAGGGGCGUGGCGUGGCGGAGGUCCCGAGUUCGGGGGGCCGGAGGUGGGAGAGCGACGGGACUGGACUGGACUGGACAGGACAGAGCUGGACUGGACUGGAUUAGGCAUGGCCGGCAGCAGCCAGGAGCGCAGCCUGCGGGAGGAGCUGACCUGUGCCAUCUGCUGCGAGCUGUUCAGCGAGCCCGUCAUGCUGGACUGCAUGCACCACUACUGCCGGGGCUGCAUCGUGCGCUACUGGGACAGCUGCGCCCGCGGCCCCUCGUGCCCGCAGUGCCGCCGCAGCUGCCCCGGCCGCGCCUUCCGCACGCACUACCUGCUGGCCGGCCUGGUGGACAAGGUGCGGCGCUGCGGCUCCCGGGAGCACCGGCACAGGAUGCAGAAGCACCUGGAAGAUGCUUUGCAGGCCCGUCAGAAGGAGCUGGAGAAGUUGCUGCAGAAGAAGCGUGUGGUGCAGGAGGACAUCUGCAGCCUGACGAAAGUGUCUGGGGAGCUGAACUUCAAGAUUCGGGCUGAGUUUGCUCGCCUUCAUCAGAUCCUGGAGGAAGAGGAGAGAGCUGUGCUGGCAGGGCUGGGUGAGCAGGAGGAGCAGUCCCUGGCCCAGCUGCACAGGCAGGUUGGCCAGCUGGAGGAGGGGAUGGCAGUGCUGCAGAGGGACAUCGAGCACGUCAGGCAGACCCUGAGCAAGAUGGAAGAUGUGUCACUGCUGGAGGUGGAGAGCCUGGAUAUCAGGCCCUCGGUGAGUGUUGAGACCCAGCCUGCCCUGGACCUGCAGCACUACAGGGACAGCCACAGUGGGCCCUUGCAGUACAUCUUCUGGAGGCAGAUGCUGCGCUCCAUCUGCCCUGCUCCUGCCCCGCUCACCUUUGACCCUGAGUCAGCCCACCCCAACCUGGUCCUGUCCAGGGAUCUGACAGCAGUGACAGAGAGGGACCGAGCCCAGCGUGUCCCCGCCAGCCCUCGGCGCUUCCGCCAGUGCGUCAACGUGCUGGGCUCGCAGGCCUUCGACCGUGGCCAGCACUACUGGGAGGUCUGGGUGGGCAGCAAAACCAAGUGGGACCUGGGGGUGGCUGCUGAGGCCGUGGACAGGGCAGCCAAGGUCAGGCUGUGCCCAGAGAACGGCUACUGGACACUGCGCCUGCGGAACAGGACCGAGUACUGGGCCAGCGCCAGCCCCUGGGUGCGCCUGGCUCCCCGGCGGCCCCCGCGCAAAGUGGGCGUCUUCCUGGACUGCCAGGAGGGCACCGUGGCUUUCUUUGAUGCUGGGGACAUGUCCCACCUCUUCACCUUCCACCAGGUCUCUGCAGAGAGAUACUGCCCCUUCUUCAGCACCUGCUUCAGUGACGGGAGGGACAACGGGGAGCCCAUGCGCCUCUGUCACCUGGCGCUGUGAGGGUGCACUGGGACACCAACCUGGCUCCUGCCCAGGGCUGUGCUGGGGGCCAGCUCUGCACACACAAGCCUGAGGGUGUUGGAGGAGCUGGUUUGGGUUGUUCUGGGAGGAAGGAGGGUAUGAGUCUCUUCCCAGGUCCUGUCUGCCCUCCUUUCCCUGUGCCGUGGCUGUGGUUGCCACAAGGCAUUCACAGGGGUUCCUGGCACCCCUAGAAGAACAACCUCCCCUUCCUGAGCACAGCACAGGAAGUGUUACUGCUGUUACAGUUCAGUAACAGCAGCCACGGGGCUGCAGGGCAGGGGGCUGUGAGUUGCUGGCACCUCCUGCCUCUCUGUGCUCCCACCCAUCAGCCCCAUGGAGGAGGGCAGCAGUCCCGGGCACCAUCGGGUGCCUCUCAACCCCGCAUCCCGACCAUCCAUCCGUGCUCUGCUGCAAGGGCUUCCCGGGGCAGGGCUGCGGGCCGGCAGCAGAGGGAGCUCGGUGCACAGCCUGGGGACUGCAGCGCGGCUCCUUCACCUCGGUUGCUAUUAAAGCUCAUUAGAAAGCCGCUGGUGCCUGCUGGGGCUGCUCAGGGCUUGUCUGCUGGGGGUUUCUCCUGCUCUGGGGGGUGGCACAGCCUGGGGCACCCAGAGCCCUGCUCCAGCCCUGGCUCUCCUGUGCCUGCAGCGCAGGAGGCUCAAACAGCCACUGCUCCCAUGUAGUUCCUUGGAGUGCUCCCUUGACAUCUCACAGUGGCUUUUCACCAUUUGCUGUUUGAGAACAGGGCAGAGAGGCUCUGAGCCUAGCCCUGAUCUUGGGCUACAGUGUUUUAAGAUUUGGCCAUCUCUGGCCUGGCUGGGUGUUAAGGAUUUGUACAUGUGGAAAAUGCCAAGUGCCAAUUCUUUCAAAUUCAGCAGGA